AUGGGCGGCGAGGGCCCUACCAUCGCCAUCAUUCGGGGUCUCAAGGCUCGGGUACCCGUGCUAGACCGUUUCCUGAACGCAAAUGGGGUCGAUGAGACAUACGGCCUUGCGCCUUUCUACGAUGUCGACCCCGACAAGCGGUCACGGCUUCUGCGCUCAAAGUUCGGAGGCGGCGAUACACGCACCCGCAUCUUUGUCCCCUCAAACCUGAGCCACAAUGAAACCAAUUUUGCAUAUGUGGCCUGGGCCUGGGAGAUGAUCUACGCCCAGAAGGAGAUUCUCUUAGACCAGCAGCUCCCUACAAAUCCACCGACGGGAUGGGCAGCUGUGAUGGAUACCAGGAAGAAGGUUCGUCGACCUGGGGGUUCAGACCACUUCGGAGACUCUUCGGAUCAACCAGACAUUGCCAUCCAACCCAAGACCAGGACGGCAGAGGUGAUGGCGGCGUCAGGUUCGGAUCAGAAAAAGCCGCAACUCUCCCCUUGGCUUCGAGCGAGGCUGCCAGAGGAGGACAGAGUCAAGGACGAAUCGUAUUUCGAAGGAUUCAGCGAUGGGAGUAGGAAGCUGAUGCGAGAUGUGUGGCGCAAUGGGACAUACGCAGAGUAUGCCAGGAUGCCACUGGAGAACUGCAUCCCACUUGAUCAAACAAGUCUAUGUGGUGGCUUGGGGUACUCGCUUCAGGACUUGGCGUACAUGUCAUACCUGCUCGUGCCUCAUGCUGGGCUGAGAGACAUCAAGCUCGAACCUGGUGAGACGAUCGUCGUCUGUCCGGCCACCGGAUUCUACAGCGGCUUUGGUGUCCAAGUCGCAGUUGCAAUGGGUGCAAGAGUGAUAGCUAUGGGCCGAAACGAGGAGAAGUUGGCAAGGCUGAAGGAGGAUAUCAGAAACCGCUCGCCAGACAUCACGCCCUCAUCCGCGUCCGCGUCAACCCACACCAAGAGUGCGAUCAAGGCCCUACGUCGCGGAGGAAGGGUCAGCUUAAUGAGAUCUGCCAGGAACAUCUCGGUUCAAGAAAUCAUGAUGAAUAACCUCACUCUGCAAGGCAAAAACAUGUAUGAAAGAGAUGUCAUUCUGCAGUUCGUCAAGCUGUUGGAAAGGGGCCUAUUCCCCAGAGGUAAGGGUUUCGUUGACACAAAGUCCUUCGGGCUUGACAAUUGGAAAGAGGCGUUCGAUGUAGCUGCGGACUACAAUGGCAUCGGCAAAUGUGUAGUCUUUGCCCCGGAGGAUAGUGGUACAGCUGCUUAG
Diaporthe citri is the source of this 1245-nucleotide messenger RNA. RefSeq lists its product as uncharacterized. Bases 1 to 1245 code for a protein of 414 amino acids. The transcript has 5 exons. Gene Ontology annotation, molecular function: oxidoreductase activity. Gene Ontology annotation, cellular component: mitochondrion. The record is from RefSeq and is a predicted model, not a curated record. NCBI's taxonomy places the organism in Eukaryota, Fungi, Ascomycota, Sordariomycetes, Diaporthales, Diaporthaceae.